GUGGUGGGCGCGGGACUGGCGUGCAGGGGCCGGGGGCCGGCAUGGCGAGUUUUCGGGCCGAGCCGCUGCGACCCCUGCCUUGCAGGCUGGGCGCCAGGCGGCCGCCUCCGCGCGCCGCGAUGGGACUCGUGUCUCCUUUGUCAUCCAGGCUGGAGUGCAGUGGUAUGAACAUGGCUCACUGUAGCCUCGACCUCCUGGGCGCUGGGAUUACAGGAUAGCUAGCGGCCAGGAGAAAUAUAGUGGAAAAUGCAAAACAACGAAAUUAUAAAGCCUGCCAAAUACUUCUCAGAAUUGGAAAAGAGCAUCCUGCUGGCUUUAGUAGAAAAGUAUAAAUAUGUGCUGGAAUGUAAGAAAAGCGAUGCGCGAACUAUUGCCCUUAAGCAGCGUACCUGGCAGGCGCUGGCCCACGAAUACAACUCUCAGCCCAGCGUGUCCCUGCGGGAUUUCAAACAGCUGAAGAAGUGCUGGGAGAACAUCAAGGCUCGGACCAAAAAAAUUAUGGCCCAUGAAAGGAGGGAGAAAGUGAAACGGAGCGUCAGCCCUCUCCUGAGUACCCACGUCCUAGGGAAGGAGAAGAUCGCCAGCAUGCUGCCGGAGCAGCUCUACUUCCUGCAGAGCCCCCCGGAGGAGGAGCCCGAAUACCACCCCGACGCCUCGGCCCAAGAAUCAUUUGCUGUUUCAAAUAGAGAACUGUGCGAUGAUGAGAAAGAGUUCAUACAUUUUCCAGUAUGUGAGGGGACCUCUCAACCUGAACCCUCGUGUUCAGCUGUCAGAAUAACAGCCAAUAAAAACUACAGGAGCAAAACCUCUCAGGAAGGUGCUUUAAAAAAGAUGCAUGAGGAAGAACACCAUCAACAAAUGUCCAUCUUACAACUGCAACUGAUACAAAUGAAUGAGGUGCAUGUGGCCAAAAUCCAGCAGAUAGAGCGAGAGUGUGAGAUGGCAGAGGAGGAACACAGGAUAAAAAUGGAAGUUCUCAAUAAAAAGAAGAUGUAUUGGGAAAGAAAACUACAAACUUUUACCAAGGAAUGGCCUGUUUCCUCAUUUAACCGGCCCUUUCCCAAUUCACCCUAAGACUUUGGGGGUGGCUCUCUUGUAAUUAAUCUGUGUUGGCAAAGAAUGUUUGGAACAUGGACUUGCGGUCAGUAACCUGUAACAGAGCUACAACUAGGAAAAUUAGAGUGGUAGUAGUCACUUAUUUAAGAAUUCAUUCAGGUAAACAGCUGCACCCUCUGUACCCCUUAAGUGGCAAAGAAGCUGUUAUAGUCUUCUGAAAAUUAUCACUAUGAGUGCUAUAAUUCUGAAUGUAAUGUCUCUUAAUUAGAAUUCAUACAAGAACCAUGUGUGAGUGUUGUUGUUGUUGUUUUUUUUUUUUUAAAUCAAAUGCAAGUGUGACUAUAAAGGAGUGUGGCUGUUUUUUGUUUGUUUGUUUGUUUUCUUUUUAAACAGACAGCAGAACUUUUCUAUCCAAAUGAAUGCCCUCCCAUCGAAAGUGACUGUUCUGGGAGGCUACACGUUUCUCCAGUGGUGAUACUGUUGCUCAAACUUGCUAGAGGUCUUUAGGGAACCUCCAUGAGAGCUGCCACACUUUUUAAAUUUUCUCAGUAUCAUCCUCUGAGUAUGGAUUUUCUGUUUUUAAACAGCCCAGUGCUUAGAAGCGUAUUUUCUAAUGUGGUCAUAAACCACCUUUUAAGGCCUUUUCUUUUCUAAAUAAUUCUCCAGCAAUGGUAGUUCUUUUGGAACUAAGGAUGUAACUACUUUGAGGGAGAAAUGUUCGUUUAGAUUUCUACAUUCUGGUAUGUGGGUUUUAUUAAAAAAGGAAAGACUUGCAAUUUUAUAGUCACACUGUGUAUGUUUUUUAAAGGUGCUGCCUUCCCAGCUGUGCUCCACUUUUUGUCUUCUCUCUGUAGUUUCCUCCCAGCUUUGUACUACUGGGUUGAUGGUUGCCCUUGCUUUUAGUCUUUAGCUACCAAAGGAAAGGCCCUUCCCUCGCCAUGCUCAUGGUGCUAGCCAGUAGUAAUGCUUUGUAGCUGGCAUUACAUAGUUAGCAUUGGGCCUUUUGAGAACCCAUUACCAACAUAUUCGGAAAUAUGGAUUGAUAAAUGGAUAUUUUGACUGAGCUAUGGUAUAGCUUCUCCUGUAGCCUCCUGUUAAAAACAGCCCUGGGAGUUGGAGACAGCAGUAGUUGGAAGCAGCAAAGUGACACUUAAGUACCAAGGCAGAUCAGCAGUUUCCGACAAUGAGAGUUCAAGGCCAUGUGGUGGGGAAGGAGGAGUAUACGUGGCAGAGUCCACAUAAGUGAUACAGGCCUUGGAGUCGGGGCCUGAAUUCUAAGCUCAACUCUCCCUCAAGUUGCUGUAUGAAUGUGGGUAACUCCUUUUAACCCUUGGUGUGGUGUUUCCUGUCCACAGAACAAGGGAGUUGGGCUAGAUAAUGUUCCGAGUCUGUUACAACUUCUUGGCUAUGGAGUGGUCUGUAUAGUCUUGGAUGGGUAUUGCCCACAUCAUGAUCAGCUGGAGAGCAUGGGUCAAUAGGGAGAAAUUGUUUACUGCAAUGGCUAAGCUUCCCUCCUGCAUAAUUUUGGAAUUUGGGGGCUGGGGACCGUAAGUUUGGUAAGGUACACAUAUACUUGCUAUUUAUGCAUAGCACACAAAACAGAUAUGAAUUUAUUUUUAACACUGAAUUAUAUUUUCAAUGUCUCAAAGGAACUGGUUAUUUGAAGAAAGCCUAUGAAGACUAGUCUUCUUUGAGAGAAAAGAUCCUUUUGUAAGGAUUUAUGUUCUUAAUUUAGUUUUUACCAAAUGGACCCUUUUAGAGAAAGAAGCAUCGGGAUAAAGUCCCAAUCUUCAGUGGUUUCUGGAAGACAGAACCAGAUGCUUCAUGCCCUCCUACCCUUUUAGGAUUAGGACAGGGAACAGCAGACCCUAAACACACAUGUGAACUGAGCAAAGAUUGCCUUUGCUUUGCCUAUUGACACAGCUAAGAACCUCAUUAAUACAGAGAGUACAGAGUGGAGUCUGAGAUUCUACAUUUCUUACAAGUUCCUGGUUUAUGCCAGUUAUACUUGUCUGGUUAUCACACUUCUGAAUAGCAAGGUUUCAGAGGACUCUAUGAAGUUUUUAUUUCUCAGAAAUUUGGCUUAAGUACAUCUUUACAUACAGUGGUGCUAGAUAUUAUUCUCUCAGAACUUACAACUUAACCACACAACAAUGCAGAAGAACACAAAAAAUGCUUGCACACAGUAGUGUAUUUUAAUGGAACUAUAAAAGCAUUGAACUGAUUCCUAACUUUACAUAUAAAGGAUAAACCAGCAGCCUAAAGCACCUUGCUCUACUGUUAAUGGUACUUAUGAGUUUCUAACAGUAGCUUCCAACCUUGGCUAUGCAUUAGAAACAGCAUUUUAUAAAUAAUUAGUCCCACUGCAUCCCACUUCCAGAGGAUUCUGAUUCAAUUUACCUGGGCUGGGGCCUUGUCCUCUGUAUUUUUCAGAAGCUUUACAGGAGAUUAUGAUGCAUAAUUGGGAUUGAGAAUCACUGAUACAGCAUUCACAAAUGUGUCUCAUUUUAUUCUUCAUCCCAUGAGGCCAUGCAGAAGGAAGGAAAUGACACUCAAAGAAUAACUACCUGGUGUCAAGCCCAUGGCUAGCGAAUGGCAAAGCAGAACCUCAAUCCCAGAUUUCUUGACUCCAAAAUAUAUAGCCCAAACUGCCUGCCCUUGUCCCAUUCCUUGAGCUCUAUCAUGGGAUUGGUUUUAUCCUGAGUCAGAUCACAUUACAGGGUACUUGUUGCAGUGUCUCCAUUUUUGGAGUAUAUCACAAUUAUAUAUCACAAGUAUAUCACAAUUCAUUUCACUUUUGAGCAGUUUCUUACCUGAGGUAGAAAUGCAAUAACCGUUUCUUGGUAGGUGCUGUAGGGGAUAGACAGGUAAAUAUUAAGACACAGUUAAUCAUCCCCCACCUUGGCAAAUCAUGGACACAGCCCAGUAGGGAAUAUAAGGGUUGUACACAGCUAUCAUGUGCGUGAUCACUGCAUGUCUUCAAAGUGCGUUUGUACCUCAGCAGAGAACUAAGAAGCAUGAAGGAAGUCCUCAUGAAGAAGAUGGCAGUGGAGCUAAGUCUUCAGAGUUGGCAUUUUGGCAGGUGGAGAUUUGGAAACAGAAGAACUUCACUAGAUGCAAGGUCCUGUUGAAGAUUCAAGAUAAUGAGACACAUAAUUGAGAGGGAGUGAGAGCAUGGGGAAUUUCCGAGUUUGGGCGGUAACAUGAUCAGAACUGUACUACAGGAAGAAAAGUAGAAGAAGAACUGAGUGGAGAGAAGACUGGAGUAGGGGAUACCAGGUAGGAGGGUUUGUCCCUGGUUAGGAUGAGAUGACAGCAGGACCCAGAAGAGGUUGCAGUAAAAACCAGAGAGAUAGCCGGGUGCAGUGGCUCACGCCUGUAAUCCCAGCACAUUGGGAGGCUGAGGCGGCUGGAUCACCUGAGGUCAGGAGUUCACAACCAGCCUGGCCAACAUGGUGAAACCCUGUCUCUACUAAACAUACAAAAAAAUAGCUGGACGUGGUGGCGGGUGCCUGUAAUCCUAGCUACUUGGUAGGCUGAGGCAAGAGAAUCGCUUGAACCCAGGAGGUGGAGAUUGCAGUGAGCCAAGAUCGCACCAUUGCACUCCAGCCUGGGUAACGAGCGAAACUCCGUCUCAAAAACAAAACAAAACAAAACUAAAACCAAAAAACCACGAGGGAGACCAGUGCGAAGGGCAUUGCCAAAGUGGAAUCAGUAAGGCUUGGCAGUUGACCUUGUUUGUUGGAGAGAAGGGAUAAGAUUUUAAAGCUACAUGUCUGAAAGAAUGAUGCUGCUGAUCGAAAUAAAUGAAGAAAGGAUGUAUUUCUGGCUCCAACCUGUCCUAGGAAGGCCUAGACACAGAUCAGUGCUAUGCCUCCCUCUCAACCUCAAACACCAACACCUCUAUGCAUUUCCUCUUUGGCUACUAUGUCUUUUCCCUGACUUCUGCUUCUUCAGCUCUCUGGGCUGCCACUUCCACCUGUUCAUCUGACUUAGACCCUCCCUGCUGGGUCCUUGGUCAUCUACUCAUUUGGUGCUUCCUCUGCCAUCAGUACCUCCAUUGCAGCUGGUGGGAUGUCAAUCACCAUCUCUUAUAUUUGCUUCCCACUAGAAAGAUCAGGAGAAGUUAUUUCUUUCCCUUGUGCUCCAAUUUUUCUCUAGACAGUUGGUAUCCAUAAUUUAAAAAAAUGUUCCUUGUUGUAUAAACAAGCAUUGGCUGAGAGGGGCUGUUAAUCCACAUCAUGUCCCUUUUAUAAAAAUUAAUGCAUGGAAUCCUACAUUGUUAUGCAUCAAAAUCUCCAGAAAUGUCUUAGGAUUUUUGCAGUGAGAAUAUUAAAUGCAUUGUUUUGUUUUGUUUUGAAGAGACUAGACAUGCAGAGGAAGAGAGGUGGCAUGGUGGGAGGGUACAUUUGAGUUGUCAACAGCCUCUGCAGUGUCAGAUCAAUUACAUCAGCACUUGGACUGGACCACGGGAAAGGAAUGAUUCUGCCUCCUGGGAAUGUCGGAAGGACCUGAUGAUUAUAGUUGGCAAAGCAAUGAGGAGUGGCUUUGAAUGUCAUUGCUAAGAAUUACCCUUUGAGUAGCAUUUCUGGAUGUCUGAGCUUUUGAAAUGACACUUCUUUUCUGCUGUGGCUUUCCUUUCUAUUGGACUGGUUCCCAGAGGGUCGUCUUGUUUGUCCUUGCCCUUGCUUUUAUAUCAGUUCAUGUUUUCUCUUCUGUCAUCUUCCUUCCCAGCCCUGUUUCUCUGCCUCCUCCUUCUGCACUCACAACCGCCUCCCCUCUCCCCUGUUUAGAGGUGGAAGCAUGUAAGAAUGCAUGUGAGGGGGAUGAUUGCCAAAGGACAGCAUAUUCAACAUCUGGUAUCAACAAGGUAACAUUUAGCCUUGACUAGCCAAACUACUGAUGACCUGCUUCAAUGCUGGAUCUGCUGCUUUUUGUGUUGAUGGUACUCAGAAAUCAUGGGAAAGGUCUUCAGUGAUCCAUGACUGCAACAAAUUAUUUUCCUAAUUGUGCCGUAUAUUAUGCCCCUCAACACAACUUACUAAUCUCUGCCUCAGUUCCUCCAUCUGUGAAAGUGGUGUAAUACUUAUCUACCUCCCUUUAAUGUUGUGAAGAUUAGUAUAUGUUGGUAAAGCACUUUUAAAAUAAAGAAUGAUAUA
Molecule: messenger RNA, 6215 nt
Organism: Chlorocebus sabaeus (green monkey)
Lineage: Eukaryota; Metazoa; Chordata; Mammalia; Primates; Cercopithecidae
Gene: MSANTD3
Product: Myb/SANT DNA binding domain containing 3
Source: RefSeq, a predicted model, not a curated record